AUGACAGAAGAUAAGAUCACCGGGACCUUGGUUUUCACUGUCUUCACAGCUGCACUGGGUUCCUUCCAGUUUGGAUAUGACAUUGGUGUGAUCAACGCACCUCAAGAGGUAAUAAUAUCCCAUUAUGAAUAUGUUUUGGGUAUUCCACUGGAAGACCGAAAAGCUAUCAAUAACUAUACUACCAACAGUACAAAUGACCUGCCCACAAUCCCAUACCUAAGGGAUUCGACACCAGCCCCUGUGGCUGAGGAAGAGCCCACAGAAUCUACUAGCCUCAUCACCAUGCUCUGGUCCUUGUCUGUGUCUAGCUUUGCAGUUGGUGGAAUGAUUGCGUCCUUCUUCGGUGGGUGGCUUGGGGACCAGCUUGGAAGAAUCAAAGCCAUGUUGGUAGCCAAUGUUCUCUCAUUAGUUGGAGCUCUCUUGAUGGGGUUUUCAAAACUGGGACCAUCUCACAUUCUUAUAAUUUCAGGAAGAAGUAUAUCAGGACUCUAUUGUGGGCUAAUUUCAGGCCUGGUUCCAAUGUACAUCGGUGAAAUUGCUCCAACCACACUCAGGGGUGCCCUUGGCACACUUCACCAGCUGGCCAUUGUCACAGGCAUUCUUAUUAGUCAGAUUGUUGGCCUCGACUUCAUCCUGGGCAGUCAUGAGCAAUGGCAUAUCCUGCUUGGCUUGUCUGCUGUGCCAGCCAUCCUCCAGUCUCUGCUCCUCCUCUUCUGUCCCGAAAGCCCUAGAUACCUUUACAUCAAGUUGGAUGAGGAAGUCAAAGCAAAGAAAAGUUUGAAAAGACUCAGAGGAAGUGAUGAUGUCAUCAAAGACAUCACUGAGAUGAGAAAAGAAAAGGAAGAAGCAUCAGGUGAACAGAGAGUCUCCAUAAUUCAGCUCUUCACCAAUUCCAGCUACCGACAGCCUAUUAUAGUGGCACUGAUGCUGCACAUGGCUCAGCAAUUUUCUGGAAUCAAUGGGAUCUUUUACUACUCAACCAGCAUUUUUCAGACUGCUGGAAUCAGCCAACCUGUUUAUGCAACCAUUGGAGUUGGUGCCAUCAACAUGGUUUUCACUGCUCUUUCUGUGUUCCUUGUGGAGAAGGCAGGGCGACGCUGUCUGUUUCUAAUAGGAAUGAGUGGGAUGUUUGUCUGUGCUAUCUUCAUGUCCGUGGGACUUAUCCUACUGAAUAAAUUAGCUUGGAUGAGUUAUGUGAGCAUGGUAGCCAUCUUCCUCUUUGUCAGUUUCUUUGAAAUUGGGCCAGGCCCCAUCCCCUGGUUCAUGGUGGCGGAGUUCUUUAGUCAAGGACCACGGCCUGCUGCUUUAGCAAUAGCUGCAUUCAGCAACUGGACCUGCAAUUUCAUCGUAGCUCUGUGUUUCCAGUACAUUGCGAAGUUCUGUGGACCUUAUGUGUUUUUCCUCUUCGCUGGAGUGAUCCUGGCCUUUACUCUGUUUACAUUUUUCAAAGUUCCGGAAACCAAAGGAAAGUCCUUUGAGGAAAUCGCAGCAGAAUUCCGAAAGAAGAGUGGCACAGCCCAAGGGCCCAAAGCUGCCAUGGAAAUGGAAUUCCUUGAAGCCUCAGAGACUGUCUUGUUAGAAGCAUGAUUACAAUUCUUGGUCUGGCUACUCACCUAGCUAUUGCCCCCUGCCAUUACACCAGUGGAAGGGUCUUCUCUAACCGUCUCCUCUAUGCAGCCAACACUGUGAUAGUGCUGAGACACACUAAGACACUGCCCGCUGCCUCCUCAAGGAGCUCACAGUCUAAGAAGCAGUCCAGAAGACCAGGGUAUGAAUACCCCCAUCUGCGCCCUUUGACAUUCAUGAACCGUGAUGUGGAAGCACAGCAGUAUUACCUACCUCAGAGACUUCUAAGCCUUGUAGAGUUCCUGCUCAAUGAAUGUUACCUAGAAUUACAUUCACAAAGAUACUGCUAAGAUAAAAGUUUGUCAUAUAUAAGACGGUUCCAAAUUUUUCUUUUCUUUUCUUAAAG
This is a messenger RNA of Suricata suricatta (meerkat), 1972 nucleotides long. RefSeq names its product solute carrier family 2 member 2 (gene SLC2A2). NCBI's taxonomy places the organism in Eukaryota, Metazoa, Chordata, Mammalia, Carnivora, Herpestidae. The record is from RefSeq and is a predicted model, not a curated record. Gene Ontology annotation, biological process: D-glucose transmembrane transport. The transcript has 12 exons. Bases 1 to 1587 code for a protein of 528 amino acids. Gene Ontology annotation, cellular component: membrane; brush border.